Molecule: messenger RNA, 1860 nt
Organism: Eufriesea mexicana
Lineage: Eukaryota; Metazoa; Arthropoda; Insecta; Hymenoptera; Apidae
Product: glucose dehydrogenase [FAD, quinone]
Exons: 11
Coding region: 1-1776 (591 amino acids)
Molecular function (GO): oxidoreductase activity, acting on CH-OH group of donors; flavin adenine dinucleotide binding
Source: RefSeq, a predicted model, not a curated record
AUGUUUGCAUGUACACAGUUUAUUAUAUUUACGAUUACCAGUUUGAUAGUAUUUAUAUUUUCUAAUUAUCUUAAUCUUUUAUAUUUUUUUGAUAUUUACAAACAGUGGUUUUUUAAUGAUAUUAAAGAUUUCCAACUAUAUGAUUUUAUUAUCGUUGGAGCUGGUACAGCAGGUGCAAUUUUAACUACAAAGCUAACUGAAUAUGGAUAUACAAUAUUAUUGCUUGAAGCUGGAGGAACUGCCCCACCUUUUCUAGAUAUCCCACUUUUGGCUCCCCUAAUUCAAAAUACUCCAUAUGACUGGAAAUAUAUUACUGUACCACAACAGCAUGCUUGCAAGGGUUUAAAGAACAAUCAAAGCAAAUGGCCAAUGGGUAAAAUACUUGGUGGAACCAGUAGAUUAAAUUAUAUGCUAUAUGUACGAGGACAUCCUUUAGAUUAUAAUGAUUGGUUUCCGGAUUUUACUGAACCUAUUAAAAAAAAUGGUGGUCCAAUACCUGUAAGUGAUUCAGAAUGGAAUACAGGUCUUGCUGACAUAAUUUUAAAAGGAUUGCAAGAAUUGCACCAAGAUAUUGGCAAUAUCAAUGAUAAUUUAAAGAAUGGUUUUAUGAAAGUGCAAUUAUCUAUGGAAAAUGGAAAACGGUGGAGUACGGAUAAAUUAUUACAUGAAAAUUUGAAAAAUAAAUUGACUAUUAUUACUCAUGCUUAUGUAGAAAAUGUAUUAAUGCAAUCAAAUAGAGCAGUAGGGGUUCAGUUUGUUGCAUUAAAUAAAACAUUUAAAGCAAUGGCAGAAAAAGGUGUUAUUCUCUGUGCUGGUGCUAUUGGUUCUCCAAAAAUAUUAAUGCUGUCUGGUAUUGGACCAAAGAAACACUUAGAAGAUUUAAAUAUAAAUGUAAUUAAUGAUUUACCAGUUGGUCAACAUUUAAUUGAUCAUGUGCUUACUGGAAUUGACUUAAUUGUGCUUAAUACAAGCAUAAGUCUCCGUAUGAGUAAUACAUUGAAUCCUAUGUCAGCACUAAAUUAUUUUUUUUUUGGAAAAGGACCUUGGACAUUUACAGGAGUUGAAGUUUUGGGAACUUUUCAUAGUUCUAUUCAGAAAAAUAAAUCAAGUAUACCAGAUUUACAAAUAAUGGUAAUGCCACUUGGAGUAACAAGGGAUAAUGGUAUUGUUCUAAAAGAAGCUAUGGGAAUUUCUGAUGAAGUAUACAAUGAAUAUUUUGCGCCUAAUUUAUACAAGAAUACAAUAACAAUUGCUCCAGUACUGUUACAUCCAAAAAGUAAGGGAGAAAUUAAAUUAAGUAGCAGUAAUUCUUUUGAUCCACUUUUAAUUGAUCCAAAAUAUUUAUCAAAUAAAGAUGAUAUUGCAGUUCUUGUAGAUGGGUUGCAAUUUGUGAAAAAACUUGUUGGGACAAAUGCCAUGAAAAGUGUUGGUGCAACUAUUCAUGAAAAGCAUUUUCCUGGUUGUGAAAACGAAAUAUUUGAUAGUACGAAAUAUUGGGAAUGUUAUAUACAACAUUUAACUUUAACUUCAUAUCAUCCUGCUGGUACAUGUCGAAUGGGUGAUGUUGUCGAUCAAACAUUUAAGAUUUAUGGUACAACAAAUUUAUAUGUGAUUGAUGCAUCUGUUCUUCCAACUUUACCAAGCGGUAAUAUUAAUGCUGCAGUUAUAAUGAUUGCCGAAAAAGCCGCACGUAUAAUUAAACAAGAUGUAAAAGUUAAUAUAAACCAUACAAAAUGUCAUAAAUCAUAUAGCUAUUGUUAUACAUCUAAUGAUUGAUAUAAUAUAUGGAAAAAACGGUUAUUUUAUUCAAUACUAAUCUUAAUUUAGUUUAAAUUUAGUAGAUGAACUGAAAUUGGUACA